AGGCUCCUUCCGCAGCGAAUACUCACCCAAGCAACGAGUCGACGCCACCGACUUUCAUUUUCCAAUUUGCCUCCUUCGCCUUAACGAUGCAGCUCUCCAAGUGCCUCGCUGGUCUCGCCCUUCUCGCGUCGGCCGCCGCCAAGGUCUCGCAGGUCCACGUCGGCCUCUCGUCCGAAGCCAUCGGCUGCAAGGACGGCGUCACGGUGACGUUUGCGAGUGACUCGGCGGCGCCUCUCGCCAUCAAGUACGGUGUUGGCAACACCGACAAGUCGGCGACGACGACCAUCAACCGGUACGAGAUCAAGGAAACCAAGUACUCGUACACGUCGCCCAACAUCCACUCGGCCAAGCUCUGCGACCUCCAGGCCAACGCCAAGUACUCGUACACCGUCGGCGACUACUCGGGCACCUUCAAGUCGAUUCCCGCGGCGUCCAAGCCCACGGUGCUCUCGGUUGUCGGUGACGUCGGCAUCGAGCACAUCCAAGACACGAUUUCGAACCUCGGCAGCGAUCUCAAGGGCACGACACCGGACGCCGUCAUCAUCGCUGGCGACUGGUCGUACGCCAACGGCUGCCACGAAGACUGGGACACAUGGCUUGAUGCGACGCAGCCGCUCUUCUCCAAGGUGCCUCUCCUCGGUAUCAGCGGCAACCACGAGGUCAUUGAGGGCGAUGGUGUCAUCUACACCCGCCCCGAGUGCAAGGCAGAAAUGUUCUCGGGCUACAUCAACCGCAUUGUGACGCCGAUCUCGGCCGAGUCCUCGAAAGACCACCGCACGUGGUACUCCAAGGACAUUGGCAACAUCCACGCCGUCUUCUUGGAUGAUUACACGGGUAUCCUUGGCGCUGACAACAUUGGCUCGGACUACUGGCUCACGCACCGCAACCAGCAGCUCGACUGGCUCAAGGCGGACCUCGCGAGUGUCAACCGCGAAAAGACGCCGUACCUUAUCGUCUUCAAGCACAACCCGUACUACAACUCGUGGGUGCGCCACCAGUGCCAGUGCUCGCCCGUCAAGUUUGAGAUCAACGAUGUCGAGGCGUGCUGGAAGGGCAACUACUACAUGAACUCGACGGCCACCGGCGGCAAGCUCGGCGACGUUCGCGACGAACCCCACUGCAGUCUCCAGGCCAAGUUUGAGGACCUCUACUACCAGUACGGCGUCGACGCGGUCAUGGCCGGUCACGUGCACUGCUACGAACGCACGGCGCCCAUUUACAAGAACAAGAUCACGCAGGGUGCCCCGGUGUACAUCACGGUCGGCACGGGCGGCCAUGGCCUCUACCAAGGCGCGAUCUCGCCGAUCCCCGAAUGGUCCAAGUCGAUGACGGACUCGUACUACGGUCACUCGCGUGUGAUUGCCGACGACGACAAGAUCACGAUCCACUUCCGUGCCAACGGCGAGACGACGACGCUCUUCGACUCGGUUGUGAUUCCGCGCCGCGCCAAGCCCGCGUGCUAAGCCGCAAUGCUGGAGCUAGGAGGGUUCUGUAUUUCGUGCUCGUAUCGACACUUUCAUUUUUACCUCGGCUAUAACGCUCCAUACAAAUGCA
Messenger RNA from Saprolegnia parasitica CBS 223.65, 1554 nucleotides. RefSeq lists its product as hypothetical. Gene Ontology annotation, molecular function: metal ion binding; acid phosphatase activity. Lineage: Eukaryota; Oomycota; Saprolegniomycetes; Saprolegniales; Saprolegniaceae. The record is from RefSeq and is a predicted model, not a curated record. Bases 87 to 1463 code for a protein of 458 amino acids. The transcript has a single exon.